This is a messenger RNA of Polyodon spathula (Mississippi paddlefish), 4303 nucleotides long. Its product is annotated as synphilin-1-like. NCBI's taxonomy places the organism in Eukaryota, Metazoa, Chordata, Actinopteri, Acipenseriformes, Polyodontidae. The transcript has 12 exons. The record is from RefSeq and is a predicted model, not a curated record. Bases 217 to 3069 code for a protein of 950 amino acids. Gene Ontology annotation, molecular function: ubiquitin protein ligase binding.
UCUGAGCGCUCCGCUUCCGGUAUGGAAAGGAAAACUGAGAUGAGCUGAAAACUGAGCUCCUAGUUCCAAAUCCAGCUCCGUUAUACCAGUGCAGAACACAGGCGUCAGGCUGAGGCAAGUCGGGGCAAAUAAUACAACCGGUUGAGUCCACUUCCAUUAAAACCGAGUGAGAUAUAUUUGUAAAGGAACUUCACAUAAUGCUUCUGCAGAUAAAUAAUGGAUGCUCCUGAGUACUUGGAUUUGGACGAAAUUGACUUUAGUGAUGAUUUAGCAUAUUCAGUGACGUCUCUGAAGACCAUCCCUGAGCUGUGCAGAAGAUGCGAUUCUCAGAAUGAAGAAAGACAAGUUUCAGGUACAAACUGGAAUUCUGGAGUGUCAACACUUGGUGGUAAUGGAUUAAAACCAACUGGCAUUGCAGAAGUGUGCAGUAAGUUUAGACCUGUGAAAAGGGUUUCUCCUCUCAAACAUCAACCUGAAACCUCUGAAAAUGAAACUGACACUGACCAGCAGGACCAAAAAGGAGAAUACCACAAAGAACACACAUCAGAAAAGCUACCUCAGCCAGCCAGUGCCUCUCCCAGCGAGGGCCAAGGCUUCAAAGGUAAAGAUGUUAGCUCUGGGGUCUUGUUUGGGGAGCCUGAGCAUUAUGACUUGGACAUGGAUGAAAUCCUGGAUGUGCCCUACAUUAAGUCGAACCAGCAGCUCUCCACAUUGUCAAAGGUAGUUCCUGAGAAAAGGACUGUGGGUAUUGGUUCAAGUGACACAUUUCAUAGCAAGCCUGGCUCCGGAAUAAAUUCUGAGAAUGUGCCAGCCAGUGUAACACAGUUCUGUGUGAUGUCCCCGGUGAAAAGCUCAGAGCUCAGAAAGGCACAAGCCAUUGUCCCAGAACAGAACAGGCACUCGGCUGGAGGAUUAGAGCUUUCCCAGAAUCUGUUUACAUGUGGCUCAGUCUGUGAAGCUGAAGCCCAAGGUAAAAGCUUCACGAACAGGACGUUUGCUGAUUCUCGUGUACAUAAGGCUGACAAGACGAUGCCAAACUGCCUGCCCAGGAUUUUCCAGCUGCAGAGUCCAGCUGGUGAGAGCAAUGUGGACGAAACCAGCAACAGGACCUGGAGUAACAUGGGAGGACGGGGAGAGAGGAACGAGGAUGCAAAGAAAGUCAAAAGCAUCCUUAACAUUGUCAAAGAAGGGCAGAUUUCAUUGUUGCCACAUUUAGCAGUCGAUAACCUGGAAACGAUCCACGAUGAGAAUGGAAACAACCUGUUGCACAUUUCAGCCUCACAGGGACAUGCUGAAUGUUUACAGCAUCUCACCUCACUGAUGGGAGAAGAUUGUCUAAAUGAACGGAAUAGUGACCAGCUCACUCCAGCUGGGUUGUCAAUUAAGAACGGACAUUUGGAAUGCGUACGCUGGAUGGUGAGUGAAACGGAGGCUAUAGCAGAACUGAGCUGCACUAGAGACCACCCAAGCCUUAUCCAUUAUGCAGCAUGUUAUGGACAGGAAAAGAUUAUUUUGUGGUUACUACAGUUCAUGCAGGAACAAGGGAUUUCAUUGGAUGAAGUUGACCAGUAUGGCAACAGUGCAGUUCAUAUCGCUUCUCAACAUGGGCAUCUGGGGUGCAUUCAGACACUGGUUGAAUAUGGUGCCAAUGUUACCAUUCAGAAUCAACAAGGAGAGAAGCCUUCCCAGAGUGCCGAGCGACACGGACACACCACUUGUUCUCGUUACCUGGUAGUUGUGGAGACCUGUAUGUCCCUCGCAUCUCAAGUUGUAAAAAUAACCAAACAGCUGAAAGAGCAAACCACUGUACGGGUCACCUUGCAGAGUCAACUUCAGCAGUUACUGGAAUCACAACAGAUGGAAGAGGGUACACCUAUUGAGUCUCCCAGUUCACCUUUGUCCCCUGGGACAACCAGGACUCAAGUGCCUUUUUCUCCUGAACAUAAGCCAACUGAUCAAAGUAACUCAACACUGCAGAAGAGCUGCAUUGGUAACAUUACCAGCAGGCGACUGCUUAAACAGAAGGAGGAAGACUCUGACAAAAUCUUGCGUCAGCUGUUGGGAAAAGAGAUUGCAGAGAAUGUAUGCACCCAAGAAAAACUUUCUCUGGAGUUCCAGGAUAGGCAGAAGGAAGGGUCUGGAGCUGGAGUGGGGACCACAAUUCUGAGAAGGAUGCCAGCAGAGAAGAGGGAACAGAAGCUGGCUAGACUGCGGCUGAUCAUGCAAAGGUCACUUAGUGAGUCGGACACAGACUCCUAUAACGCUGAAGACCAGAAGAACACUCCUGUUAAGAGAGCUGACAAGUGUCGGCCGCAGCCCAUUGUUGAAAAUGUGGAAUGCACUGAAAGCUUAAACUUCAUGAUCAAAAAACACACAUUCGCUGCUGGACGGAAGUACGCCUUUGCCACUGGUUCAUCAAAAUCUGUGGAUGGACACAGCACCUCUUCAGAAAGCAGCGACCCAGAUUACGAACCACAUUAUCAGACUGGGAGUCUGCCAAGAAUAUCUGCUGGAGAAACAUCUCAGUUUGGCUUGGAUGGUGCCAAUGGCCAAAAGGUUACCACAAGUCCCAAAAGUGCCCUCAAGUCCCCAUCGUCAAAAAGGAGGACUUCCCAAAACUUGAAACUCCGAGUGACCUUUGGAGAAGCUGUUGUGCACGUGGAACAAACGGAAUGUGACUCGAACAGUGACAGAAGCAAAGAGAGUGGGAAAGGAAUGUCCAAGACUCCACCUGGCAGCGAGGCUGGAGACCAUUGGAAAAGACCAUUUGGAACUUUCCGAUCCAUUAUGGAAUCCCUGAGUGGAAACCAGAACAAUAACAAUAACCAUUACCAAACCACUCUUAUCAAGACGUCAACCACCGGUCUACCACAGAAUCCCAUAAGGAGAAAAGCAGCAGAUUCAAAAUCAAACCAAAUUACUCCCACAAAGUUAAAGAACAAGACAGACCCUUGCAGCUUCAGUUCCAAUCACCCCACUUGCAUGCUGAUCACUGAUGGCCUUCCUAACAGUUACUCUGCAUGGUAUGUUUUUGCACUGAUGACCUCAAGAACUCUCUGGAGAAAAUGACUGUAAGAAAUGUAGAAGACUCAGAGUUACAGGAACUCUUCCUUUAAAGGCAGCGUUGUGUCUAUGUGAUCUUCCUUGACUGUGUUGGUGCAAGCGACAUGAAUGUCUUCCUCUGGUUCAUUUUGAGCAACCCUACAUCGAAGAGAGAAUGCAGAAUCCAGAAUGUUAUGAACAUUUACUCUCCCAUAAAAACUCUUGUAAUGCUGAGCCAACAGGUCCUAUAUUGUUUAGGGGAAUUUGAGCUCUCAUUUUCUUUUUCAUAGUUCAUUGAACUUCUAUAAUACAACUAUUUAUAAAUCUAUGCACUUUCAAAAGCAGUUAGACAUGCCAUGUAUUUAAUCUAUUUUUUAACAAAACUCAAAGGAUGUAUGAAUAUAUUCAUUCUUUUCUGAUACAUUAAAGAGUGGUUUAAUCAUUAACACGUUUUAUUAACAUUAUUUUAGAAAUAAAAUGCAUGCCUUUUUUUAAUGAAGACGAACUACAGAUAACUAGCAGUUGAAUAUUUCACUUGGUGGUUACUGUAUGAAAUACACAAUUAUGAAUGAGGGAUUCUAAUUCUUUAAUUACUGUGAUAACCUGUUUUUUUUUUCCCCCUGUAAACUUCAAUUCAUGUGUGGAAUAUAUCUGUAUUUGUUUUCUGGUCUGUUCUUUCAGAACUGUUUGUUAUAUUAUGAAUGUUGCAGUGCAAAGUGAUUUUUACCAUGUCUGUGUAUGGAUACAGGUAUAUGCUAUCUUGGUACUUCAGUAAUGAUUGGAAUCUGAGCCUAUGGAAAUGUAUAUACCACAUACCAUGUUAACAGAUGUUCUGUUAACUCCAGCAGCGUUAACUACAGAUCUCUACUGUUUGUAAAUGAGAAUGUUUACAUGUCUUUCUGUUGGUAUUACAUUUCUGUUUUAACAAUUGCAGUAUUUUACAAAUGGGUGGCACUAUUUUAUACUCUUAUUAACCUGCAUUACUUUUGCAUUUUUAUUUUGUACUGUGUGUUAGGUAAUCCAUAUAGUUGCUAUUAUUGGCAGUGCAAUAACAGUUUGAAUAAAAUGUCUUAAACAUCUGUUUUAUACAUUUUAUAUUAUUAUUUCUAUCAUCCUACAGUAAAUUAAAUGAGAUUUCUUAAGAUAAACAAUAAAGUACUUGGAUGCAGCUGUAGAACAGAUAUAAGAAUACUCCAAUAAAUGUGUUACUAGCUUUAUACUAUUGUAAUGGUUUAAUUCCUUUAAAAUACUUUUUUUUUUU